Messenger RNA from Mastomys coucha (southern multimammate mouse), 3047 nucleotides. RefSeq names its product zinc finger protein 2 (gene Znf2). The transcript is spliced from 7 exons. The record is from RefSeq and is a predicted model, not a curated record. Bases 92 to 2284 code for a protein of 730 amino acids. NCBI's taxonomy places the organism in Eukaryota, Metazoa, Chordata, Mammalia, Rodentia, Muridae. Gene Ontology annotation, molecular function: histone H3K36 methyltransferase activity; recombination hotspot binding; histone H3K4 methyltransferase activity. Gene Ontology annotation, biological process: positive regulation of reciprocal meiotic recombination; regulation of DNA-templated transcription. Gene Ontology annotation, cellular component: nucleus.
UUCCCGACCCAAGGCGGUGAGGUGUUCGCAGAUUCCCAGCCCUCUUGCCGAAGGACUCUUAUCCUUCCCUACCAGAGCAGCCUCGGAGGGAAUGGCUGCUGUGUCUCCACCUACCAGAUGUCAGGCAUCGGUGACAUUUGAAGAUGUGGCGGUGACUUUCACAGAUGACGAGUGGAAGCGUCUGGUACCCGUGCAGAGGGCGCUCUACAAGGCUGUGAUGCUAGAGAACUAUGAGAGCAUCAUCUCACUGGGGCUUCCCGUUCCUCAACCUGAUGUGAUUCUUCAGUUCAAGAGAAGGGGCGAGCCCUGGAUGCGGGGUCUCCAUGGAUCUGAGGAGAAAGUAUGGCCAGAGAGUGCCUCUCUAGACUUGGAAACUAAGCCUGAGAUCCUAGAUGCUUCAGAAGGCACACUGAGAGAAAUCUGCAGAAGGCAAAGUUCUCUACGUCCUAAACGUGAAAUCCAAACACUAACAGGUGGGUUGGAACCAGAGAAGGAAAGUCCCAAAGCAAAGACUUGCAAGAAGCCCCUUUCCUUGGAUAAAAGCUUGCAGCUAAGGUCAGCUCCACCCAAGAAAACCCUCGCUAAACACCAAGACCAGGAAUGUAGUGAGUGUGGGAAGACCUUCUUUGACCAUUCGUCCCUCAUCCGCCACCAGAGGACUCACACUGGAGAGAAGCCAUAUGACUGUCCCGAAUGUGGGAAGGCCUUCAGCCACAGGAGCAGUCUCAGUAGACAUCUGAUGUUCCACACCGGAGAGAGCCCCUACGAGUGUGGUGCGUGUGGCAAGGCCUUCUUUGACCGUUCAUCCCUAACUGUGCAUCAGCGGAUCCACACAGGGGAGAAGCCAUUUAAAUGCAAUGAGUGUGGCAAAGCCUUCUUUGACCGUUCAUCCCUUACUCGCCACCAGAGGAUCCAUACCGGAGAGAGUCCCUAUGAAUGCCAGCAGUGUGGAAAAGCCUUCAGCCAGAAGAGCAUUCUCACCCGUCACCUGCUGAUCCACACUGGCAGGAAGCCCUACGAAUGUAGUGACUGUGGGAAAGCAUUCUACGGUGUCACCUCCCUAAACAGACACCAAAAAGUGCACACUGGGGAACCCCGCUAUCAGUGUGGCGAGUGUGGCAAAGCUUUCUUUGACCGCUCUUCUCUUACACAGCACCAGAAGAUACACACUGGAGACAAGCCAUAUGAGUGCAGCGAGUGUGGGAAAGCCUUCAGCCAGCGGUGCCGGCUCACAAGACAUCAGAGAGUUCAUACAGGGGAGAAACCCUUUGAGUGUAGUGUGUGUGGCAAAGAGUUCAGCUCCAAGUCCUCAGUUAUUCAGCAUCAGAGGCACCAUACCGGAAAGAAACCUUGGCAAUGUGAUGAGUGCAGGAAAGCGUUCAAUUACUACUCAGCCUUCGUCCUGCAUCAGAGAACUCACACAGGAGAAAAGCCCUAUGAGUGUAAUGAGUGUGGGAAGGCCUUCAGCCAGAGCAUACACCUUACCCUACAUCAGAGGAUUCAUACUGGAGAGAAGCCCUAUGAGUGUCUCGAGUGUGGGAAGGCCUUCAGCCACCGCUCAGCCCUGAUUCGGCAUCACAUAAUCCACACUGGAGAGAAACCCUAUGAGUGUAACAAGUGUGGCAAGGCCUUUAAUCAGAGCUCCUACCUCACCCAGCAUCAGCGAAUUCAUACAGGAGAGAAGCCCUAUGAGUGUCUCGAGUGUGGGAAGGCCUUCAGCCAAAGCACAUUCCUCACCCAGCAUCAGGUCAUUCACACUGGAGAGAAACCCUACAAGUGUAACGAAUGCCGCAGAGCUUUCAGUGACCGUUCUGGCCUCAUUCAGCACCAGAGAACUCACACCAGGGAGAGGCCUUAUGAGUGUAAUGAAUGUGGGAAAGCCUUCGGCUACUGCUCAGCCCUGGCGCAGCACCAGAGAACUCACACUGGGGAGAAGCCCUAUAAAUGUGGUGACUGUGCCAAAGCCUUCAGUGACCGCUCAGCCCUUAUUCGGCAUCAGAGAACACACACUGGAGAGAAGCCUUACAAAUGCAAGGACUGUGAAAAAGCUUUCAGCCAGAGCUCAUCUCUUACAAAACACCAGAAAACUCACACUGGAGAAAAACCCUAUAAGUGUAAAGAAUGUGGAAAAGCUUUUAGCCAGAGUUCAUCUCUUUCUCAACAUCAGAAAACUCAUGCUGGGGUGGGGAAAGCAAGGCAUAUGGACAAGCCUUUAGCAAGUAUUCAGUCUAUGGCCAACAGAAGAGAAUCCACACUGGAUAAGUGUAAUACAUUCCAAGGGUAGUUUUGGUUGGUUGGUUGGUUGGUUUUGAGAAUUUAUCAUAGGUUAUGAGGGCUAAAAAGAAAUUUAAGACUGUUAUCUUAAUAGUUAUUGAAAUAACUGUUGAUGUGGGACAUAACUCACUAGACUGUGAAAGGUUUUAUAUUUUAAAAAUAUUUCCUAAGUGGAAAACAGAAAUUCGCUCCCAACAUCUUUAUGUGUAUGAACACUGCCAAAUGUGUGAGAGAGUAGGGUACACAUUGUGGAAAGAAGGACUGUAUACUUGCGGUAUGUAGUCCCUUCAUGAUGAGGAGAUAAAUUCUAAGGAAAUAAUGUAAAUGGCCAUUUUAGGAAUAGCUAGAAAAGACUGAGAAGUCGCAAUGAGUUUGCCCAGGGUCAGAAAUGGUAGAACAGCUGUCCUUCUGCCUUAAGCCCAAGAGCACAGAGGAAGCAGACAGAAAGGAUGGGAAAGAGCGGAGGUGUGACCCCAGGAAGUGUUGGUUGCAGUAACUGAGUAUUGACAGCCAGAAAAAAAACAGGAGACUUGACGGCUGUUGUGUUGACAAGCUCAUGUGAGGGUUGCUUUGCCCUAAACUGAGCAAUACCAGCAUGGGGGCCUGCUUCUGCACGUCUUGUCUUUCUAUCUUGCUUAGUAAGAUGGGAAUCAUUUUAAUCCCAAGGCUGAAGACUUACAGCUUAGUCAGUUUACAAAAGAGGCCUUUGAAAUGUUAAGUAUGUUUUAAACUGUCUGAGUUACCGGAAAUAUUGAUUUAUAAAGAUUUACCUC